CUCCUGCGAACCCUCUACCGCACAAUCUCCCACGCCAAACACGCCCGCAACCUCUCCUGCCGUCCAGCGCCCCUAGAACCCUCAAAAUACCCCCUCGGCCUCGACAUCGUCCUCGCCUCCCUCCGCGCCGACCGCGAACAGCGCACACCAGACCACGUCGCCGCUCGCUUCGAGGCCCUCAGACACAAUGGUAACAAGAACAAGAACAACAGCAGCAGCGGCGGUGGCGGCGGCGGCGGCGUCUACACCUUCCGCAUGUCCCUCCUCGGCACCACAAACCUCGUCACAGCCGACCCGCGCAACAUCCAAGCCCUCCUCGCCACGCAAUUCCACGAUUUCGGCAUGGGCCUCGCCCGCAGCACAAACUUGAAGACAGUCCUGGGUAGAAGCAUCUUCGCGGCCGACGGCACGGCGUGGCGCGCCGCUAGGGAGAUGAUGAGGCCUCUCUUCAGCCGCGAUAACGUCUCCAGGCUGGACCUGCUCGAGGCGCACGUCCAGACGCUGUUCCUCUGCAUCGAAAAGGAGACAAUCACCACCACCACCACCACAAACUCCACGAAGGGUGAUCCAUGGUCAGGCGCCGUAAGCCUCGCCUCGCUGUUCCCGUGCCUCACCCUCGACUCCGCAACAGAACUCUUCCUAGGCCAAAGCACAUCCACCCUCACAGCCCGCCUACACGACGACCAAACCCACCCAGGCACAGCCUUCAACCACGCCUUUGAAAAAAUGCUCGCCGUCCUCGGCACGCGCAUGCGUCUCCGGAGCUUCUACUGGGCCUACGGAACUAAAGACCUACACGCCUGCGUAGCGACGCUCCACGCCUUUGUCGACGCCGCCAUCGCGGCAUCAGACAGCGCAAAAGCCCAGGGCUCCUCCCUCGCGCGCUACGACUUCCUAGAUGUCCUCCGCGAGCGGUGUGUCGGUGGAGACGAAGAAGUCCGCGAGCAGGUGUUGGGAUUACUCGCCGCUGGGCGAGAUACCACCGCCUCGCUAAUGAGUUGGGCCUGGUACUGCCUCGUCCGCAACCCGCGCGUGUUCGCCAAGCUCCGGGCAGAAAUCACAUCAGCCUUUGGGUCCUACCACUCCUCUCCAACAGACCACCCUUCGGAGACAACAAUGACGUUCGCGUCCCUGAAGCAGUGCACCUACCUCCAACACGUCCUCUCCGAGACCCUCCGCCUCCACUCCGUAGUCCCCUUCAACUCCCGCCGCGCCCUCCGCGACACAACCCUCCCCACGGGCGGCGGACCCCUCGGCACCGACCCCGUCUUCGUACCCGCGGGGACGGAAGUCAACUUCAGCACGCACGUGCUCCACCGCCGCAAAGAUCUCUGGGGCGACGACGCGGAUGAGUUCGUGCCGGAGCGGUGGGAGACCAAAAGGGGCUCCGCGGGCGCGGCGUGGCAUUUUGUGCCGUUUAAUGGCGGGCCGAGGAUUUGUAUCGGGCAGCAGCUUGCGCUGACGGAGGCUGGAUAUGUGGUUGCGAGGAUGUUGCAGAGGUAUGAGGCCGUGGAGGGGUUGGAUGUGGAUGGGACGAGGGAUUGGCAUAAUUUUACGGUGGUUUGUGGGCCUGGGAGCCCGGUUGAUCGGAAUGAGGCUGUUUUGUGUCGGUUGAAGGUUGCGGGAGUCUAAGAGGGAUUGGUUGUCUUGGCUGGUACAGGCCACCUUGAGGUAGCUGUAUCACCAGGUUUGAUGCUCGUCAGGAGAGAAUUUGACAUCCGCUAUGAUUCAAAUGAUAUCAUCACUUCCGACGAGAUACCGGGCAUGUUGCAACGUUCCUAGAGAGACUCAGAAUCAUCAGCGUUCAUAGUUUGCGAGGCAUCAUAGAAAAUGACAGCUCUCAGAAUCAAGCCCUGAACGAUGCCCACUUACUUAUCAUGGAGGUGAGCACUAACACCUUCCGCGUGCACCACGCACCUGCCUCGGGAAUGCUGACCGGAAGAGCAUCGGUUAAAGUGGAUCGCAUCACCGUCGCCGCGCCGGUCCGCUCCGAACGUUAAGUCGAGCGACCCGGGCUGACUGACA
Messenger RNA from Colletotrichum godetiae, 2025 nucleotides. Its product is annotated as cytochrome P450. Lineage: Eukaryota; Fungi; Ascomycota; Sordariomycetes; Glomerellales; Glomerellaceae. The record is from RefSeq and is a predicted model, not a curated record. The coding region runs from base 256 to 1632 and encodes 458 amino acids. Gene Ontology annotation, molecular function: oxidoreductase activity, acting on paired donors, with incorporation or reduction of molecular oxygen; heme binding; iron ion binding. The transcript has 2 exons.